UCCGCUUCCUCAAUAGAAGGAGGGGUGGGGGAAGAGGCGUCCUCGUCUCCGAGUCGGGGGGUCUCCGGCAGGAAUCCGGAACGCCAGAAAAAGCAUCUUUGGCUAUCGACCGUAGGUUUUUCCCUUCAGGGAUCGUCUUGUCUCAGUUUGGAGAGAUUCCGGCUCGUCCAUUGCCGCACAAAUUCCAUGGCCGACAGAGAGGUGCCCCGGACGGGAUUCAGCCUGCAGUUGCAAGCUGCUUUGGAGAAGUGGAUGCAGCCGGGGUUCAAGAGGCAGGAUCUGGGCCGAGCGGCUUCCAAAUCGGGCGAGGAGUUGGAAGGAGACCGGAAGAGCUGCAGAGGGCCCGAGGGAGCAGAGCAACUGGUCAAACAGGAACCGGACGUGGUCUCUCAGCAGUGGGAAGCCCAGUGGCAGGAAUUCCUGAAGAUGUCUGAAUCCCAGCAGCCCUGGGGUUUUGUGUCCCUGGUCCAGGAGGAGCCGCCCCCCUGGGAUGACGCCAAGGCCUUCCUGGCUUCCUUCGAGCAGGUAGCCGAGGCCUGCCAGUGGCCCAGGGAGGAGUGGGCAUCCCACCUGUUGCCUGCCCUCCGAGGAGAAGCCGAGCGCGCCUAUUGCAGCCUUGGAAGCGCCGAGCGAGAGGAUUAUGGGAAAGUGAAGGCGGCCAUUUUGCACAGGGACGCCCUCGGCCGCGAGAAGCUGCGCCAGCACUUCCGCCGCUUCUGCUACCAGGAGGCCGAGGGCCCACGGGGGGCGUACAGCCGUCUGCAGGAGCUUUGCCAUCAAUGGCUGAAGGUGGAGCACCACUCCAAGGAGCAGAUCCUGGAACUGUUGAUCCUGGAGCAAUUUUUGGCCAUCCUGCCGCCCGAGAUCCAGAACUGGGUCCGUGGAAACAGCCCCGAGACUUGCAUCCAGGCGGUGUCUCUGGCUGAGGACUUUCUGCAAAUGCAAGCGGAAGGUCACCAGCAUCAAGAACAGGAGGUGCUCAAGGAAGUGAGGGAUGCUGCAGAGGAUUGUGGGAAGGGACCACUGUUCAGGGAGGCUAAUCAUGAGGGGAACUCUGGAGAUGCCGGUGAAGGCAGUAGAGGCAUUGACAAAAUUGAGAAAUACACGCUGGAGAAUUCUGAGCCCGAAACAUCACACGAGAUGCUCAGCGGGAGAAUGGAAGCGCAGGCAGCUCAGUUCGGUGAACAGGAAAACCUUUCCCAAAGCCAAGAUAGACUCAUCUGGCCGCAGAAAUUCCUUCCCAAGGAGAUGGGCAAUAGCGCCGUUCCUUGCCGAGGAAGUUACAGGGAGCUUGGCCAGUCCAAGACGCCCAUGGUUAAGAAGUACGCGGCCUCCAGCGUCAUCGCCAGGAGUUUCUACCAUAAAUCAAACUUCACUAAGCAAAAAAAAAUCCACCCGGGGGAAAAAACCUACAGCUGUUUGAAUUGCGGGCGGCGAUUCAGUCGCAGGUCGAAUCUUAAACGCCACGAGGGGAUCCACACGGGGGAGAGACCCCAUGAGUGCUUGGAGUGUGGGAAGAAAUUCACUCGGAAGUCUUACCUCCUUAAACACAGCACUGUUCACAUGUACGGAGGAUCGACUUAGCGGUUAGGGAGAAAAGUGGUGGCGGAUAGAAAAAUCGAUAACUGUGUGGCGAAAACGAGUCAGAAAGGGGGAUUUGAUUCUCCUUCAGAUCUUGAUUGUUCUCAGGGAGCAUCUAUUGCCGGCUACGUUGGGAAUCCUGGGAAAUACUAAGGUCUUGGGAAAAUGUUAAUUUGGGAUACACAAUAUGGAGGAUCCCUCCAGAGUGUCAUAAAAAAAAUUUUUUUUGGGGGGGGAGGGAACUCAUCGUUCACAAGAGGGAGGGAUUACACAAAUCUUGAUUAGAUGCCAGUCUGUUUCCACCUCAUUCCUUCUUGAGUUACAGGAUGCCGUAACUCGGUUCCAAGACCAUUAUUAUUUGGGAUUUUGCUAUUUGUUUUUGGGGGGCUAUUUCGCCUGUUAAAACAGAAGACGUAUAUGCCAAAGCUUAAAUCUGAACGUCUUUGGAAGGCUGAAAAGUUUCUAUAGAACAGCACAGAAGAUCUUAAAUAUAACUGUAAUAAACUUUGAAUUCCAUCAGCAGAUCAGUCCACGAGGAACAGCUGCCAGGCAGAGAAGCUGUUCCUCGGAGAAUUAGAAAUGCUCCAGCAUCAAAUCUGAGUGUUCCAAAUCCACUCGUAAUAAUCUGAGCAGAUUGGUUACUUCCAACAUGAUAAGAGGGCAGUGGUGUCAAACUGGUGGCCUCCAUGGGCUGGAUGCAUUACGUGGCGCCCAUGCCCGCUCUGGCUCCGCAAAGGCAAAAAAAAUGUCACAAUACGUCACGGGAUGUCAUCAAGUUUGACACCUAUGAUAUACGGAAUGAAAUUCCCCUCCCCCAUCCCCCCAAUAGCCAUUUUACCUGUAUAGUUUUUCCUUGGUGGUUUGAUCUAUUUCAAUGGUUCUGAACCUUGGCAAAUUUAAGAUGUGCGGGUGGCAGACAUCUUAAAGUGGCCGACAUCCAGAAAUGCCGGUUUAUUCGAUUCAAUUGAUACGAUCGCCUUCCUUUCCCCAAGUGAAUGGCUCAUAGUGUUAAAAACACAAUAAUAUCCACCCCCACCCCAAAUCCAGGUCAGGAAAUCAUGACCGAAGAAAACGCAUCGAAACUUCUGUGGCGCCAGGAGCAAACUUCACCAGAAGUAUAUUAAUGCAUCCGAAGAGCUCCAGGGCUGUUUUGUUCAAUUUGUGAGGGAAAAACCAGGUUUUUGGGGGGUAUCCUAAAGGCUGUGGCAGAGCUGGGAAUCACGUGGUUGUCAAAAUCAAGAUGUGGAUUUGGGAAAAUGCUCCUUCGCAGAAGAGCCUCUUUGAAGAAGAAAAUCCAGUUAGAACUUUUUGAGGAAUGGUGGUUCUUCACCCCUGUCUGGUUUGGGGGAGCUCCUUAUUUGAGACGCUUGCAAGGACGCCCAACUGGGUCUCCAUGGAUCAAUGUCCAGCUCGAAUUCCCAAUCCAGCCCCUCUCCCCACUUUCUACUAUUCCUGCCGGCCCUUUUAAAGCAGCGUUUUUCACCUUUGCCUCAUUUUAAAAUGAGUGGACUUCGACUCCCAGAAUUCCUCUGCCAGCGUGGUUGACUGGGGGAAUCCUGGGAACGGAAGUCCACGCGCAUCUUUAAAGUCGCCAGACUUGAGAAACACUGCUUCAGA
Messenger RNA from Pseudonaja textilis, 3198 nucleotides. Its product is annotated as zinc finger protein 483-like. The record is from RefSeq and is a predicted model, not a curated record. Lineage: Eukaryota; Metazoa; Chordata; Lepidosauria; Squamata; Elapidae.